Babesia bigemina is the source of this 294-nucleotide messenger RNA. RefSeq lists its product as hypothetical. The transcript has a single exon. Lineage: Eukaryota; Apicomplexa; Aconoidasida; Piroplasmida; Babesiidae. Bases 1 to 294 code for a protein of 97 amino acids. The record is from RefSeq and is a predicted model, not a curated record.
AUGGGUGCGGCGCAGGGUAAGUUGACGGAGGGGGAACACGACAAAUGUAAUGGAAGCCAGAACCGCUGUCAUAAAAUCUGUCCCAAAUGUACCUUGUUCUGUGACUGCAAAUGUUGUCCGCGCGGCGCCGGCAUCGCCAUUUUCUGCACCUUCAUGGCGGUUUUCAUAGUGCUCUCACUCAUCAUUUGGUACGGCAGGUGGUAUCAGAAACCGAUCGACAAUUUGCGUAGUUACUUCAGAGAGUAUCGCAAUACAUACAACGCCGAGCCUUUAAUCAAAAAUUAUUCAUCGUAG